Macrosteles quadrilineatus (aster leafhopper) is the source of this 5825-nucleotide messenger RNA. RefSeq lists its product as uncharacterized. The record is from RefSeq and is a predicted model, not a curated record. The transcript is spliced from 21 exons. Gene Ontology annotation, biological process: neuronal signal transduction; chemotaxis. Gene Ontology annotation, molecular function: microtubule binding. Bases 295 to 5085 code for a protein of 1596 amino acids. Gene Ontology annotation, cellular component: rough endoplasmic reticulum membrane; nuclear membrane. Lineage: Eukaryota; Metazoa; Arthropoda; Insecta; Hemiptera; Cicadellidae.
ACCCUACUAGUUUUCUGUAUUUUCCAAUUAAUGAAUCAUGUGUAGUAAUUUAUUUGGUGAACAUUAAAUUUACUUGCCCGAAUAAUGUUCGUUAAAUCCCAACACGCAUUUAAUUAUACCGAUGAUAAGUGAAGUACCUAGGUACGCGGAGUUGUGUAACUGUUUAUCUCCUUGACAAUAAUCAGUAAUCACUUUUACUCCGUAAGUGUUAAGCAUUCCGAUAGUAUGUGUGCAAAUAGCGAGAUAGGAGGUUGCUCGUGUGUUGUGUUUGUGUUUGUGGAUGAACAAUAGAUAAUGGCUUUAAAUCCGGACGCUUGUGGUGUGAUUGACCCGAGCAUUCCACAGUGGAAGAGAGAGUUGAUAAUACGGAGACGAGCUCUCGGACGGACGCUUCAAGUCGGCAGUAGUUCCGUUAAACUCACUUGCCCCGCGGUCGUCGCCGCUGUUCGUCAACCCGAGUCGUGUAGUGGUAGUGAAAAUAUUCCUUCUACAAAUAGUCCGAAAUGUUCGCCUACAGCUGAGGAUUCGUUGUUUAGUUCACUCAACCAAAACCGUGUGGACUUUCACCAAGGGCCAUCCUCCCCUGGUUCAGUCAGUAACAUGCGGCUGUUGGAUGCGUGCAGUGAGGUGGAUAACCUAGUGAUAAAUAAUGGCAUAGAUGUGAAAAGUAAACAAAGUGGAGUUGUGACCAACAAUAGUGAUACUAGUGUAAGCUACAGUCUAAUCAUGGGGGAGGAUAAAUCACUCAACCUCAAAAAGAAAAAUUCUCCAAAAUCCAAACAUGAGACAAUCAACUGUGUUUCAUCCAGGCAAAGGAUUUUUAUUGAGAAGGUGCAGAGUGAAGGAACUAAUGGGAAAUCGAAUAAGGAAGAGGACUGCCUUUCUGAUUCCAGCGAAGAACUUCAGUAUGGACCAGGUAUUGUGAACAAAUUAAAAACUAAAUAUCUAAGUAUGACACUUCGGGAGCAAAAAAAACACACUCGACCAUCAUUAUCAAAUUUAAGGAGAGCUACGAGCCUUGAAAAUAUGCUAGAUGGUGAUGACAAUUUAAACGAACAAACUAAAAUGGGGGCUGAUGUUAAGGUAAAAACUGGAAAUGUGAAUAGUAUUGAUAAAUCUACUUUAAUGGGGAAAACUGUAGGGUUGAACUCUAACUGUGGGUUACGAUCUCUUGGUAAUCAUAGAAUUGAAACAAUGAAAAGAGCUCAAUCAAUGGAUACUUUGUUGAAAUCUGAAAUACGGGGAACAAUUAAGCCUAUUGUCAAUGAAAAUAUCAUUAUAGUUGAGAAAGAAAAUAUAGGAAUAAAUCCCUCUUCAGAUUCUUCAUCUCGGACCAAAAGUAAUGUUAGGCCUAAUACAGAGCUUCCUCCACCUGAUGUUGUAAAACAAACUUUGAAAAUAUUUGAAACCUCGCCUAAAAAAAAGGUUAAACCUGCAGGUCAGGGCAACUUGGCUAAGCUCGUCGCAGGUUUUUCAAAUCCAGCUAGUCAACCUGUUUCAUCACUUGGUAAUCGAUCAAUAAUUGACAGAAGAAAGGUCAACCAAAAUAAUAAACCUACUCUUUCACCCAAACCUAUUCUUAGCCCUGAAAAGUUAAGACGCACAAAAAUAGGAUCUCCAAAAAGAAAUCAACCUUCAGCUACUGGUACUGUGUCGUCAGCAAGCAGAACGCCACCUUUAUCAACUUCCAACAAGCCUGCGGGAAUAAACAAUGAAAGGGUUAAGCUACAAUUAGUACAGAAUGAACAAAGUGUUGCUGAGAGAACGACUGCGACAUCACCAAAAGUUUUAAGCCCUAGAAGUAAAUCUCCAACAGUCACUGUUUUAACCGACAACGAUCAUCCAUCUUUAGCCUCACAACCUGAGAAAGUCCACUCGCAAAGUUUACUUUCAAAUGGUGAAAAGGAAGUUUCUUCUGUCCACUCUGAUGAGUUAGAAGAAAUCGAUAGUCACAGUGAAUCAUGUAAACCAGUUCCAGAAACAGCUUUAGAAAAUAUUAGACGUGGUGGAGUGUCGAUGCAGUUCAGCUUUAGUAGUGAAAAUUCUCCAGUUCCAUCAAAUAAAUCUUACCUACCAAGACCUAAAAGCCCACCACAAGCUCUAAAUACGUCCUUAUUGAAAGGAAAACUUGAAAACUCUCCACCACCUACAGGUUUCGUCCCGCCUAGACAACAAGGUUCGCCACAAAUCAAACAAGUCGGAAUAAUUAGACCUCUUGUCUCAACUAAAAUACAGUCUAAUGUGUCUUCAACACCUGCCUUAACUGAACAAGAAAUCGAGAAGAACCUGAUAAACCGUGUUAAGUCAAUCGAACAACCUGUUAGCAAAGUAGUCGUUGCGAUCAAAGCGCUCCCCGACAGUGUCGUGUUAGGGUCUGUGUCUGCGGAUGUGACAAAUAAAAGUGGCUGUGCUAAUUCCAAAGUUAAAUCUCAAGGACUGUGGGAUGAAAAAGUGUGGCACGCAAACCAAAAUACUAUUGUGUUCAACUUCAGUAAUCGUAAGGAGGUUCCAGACUACAUCGAAAAUGAUGGGCUGAUUCUAAAAGGGAAAAGAGAUCGCCCAAGGCCAGGUGACGGAGGGUUCAUACUCCUGGACGAGAGCUCAGACCCUGACGAGACCUGCACUGAGGCCGAGGAUCUGCUGACGUCAUUACCUCCUUCCCCUUGUGACGUCACUACAUGUACUCCAGGUGACGGAGGGUUAAUACUCCUGGACGACAGCACAGACCCUGACGAGACCUGCACUGAGGCCGAGGAUCUGCUGACGUCAUUACCUCCUUCCCCUUGCGACGUCACUACAUGUACUCCAGGUGACGGAGGGUUCAUCCUCUUGGACGACAGCGCAGACCCUGACGAGACCUGCACUGAGGCCGAGGUUCUGCUGACGUCAUUACCUCCUUCCCCUUGUGACGUCACUACAUGUACUCCAGGUGACGGAGGGUUCAUCCUCUUGGACGACAGCGCACACCCUGACGAGACCUGCACUGAGGCCGAGGUUCUGCUGACGUCAUUACCUCCUUCCCCUUGUGACGUCACUACAUGUGACGGAGGGUUCAUCCUCCUGGACGACAGCUCAGACCCUGACGAGACCUUCACUGAGGCCGAGGAUCUGCUGACGUCAUUACCUCCUUCCCCUUAUAACGUCACUACAUGUGACGGAUGGUUCAUCCUCUUGGACGACAGCACAGACCCUGACGAGACCUGCACUGAGGCCGAGGAUCUGCUGACGUCAUUACCUCCUUCCCCUUGUGACGUCACUACAUGUGACGGAGGGUUCAUACUCCUGGACGACAGCACAGACCCUGACGAGACCUGCACUGAGGCCGAGGAUCUACUGACGUCAUUACCUCCUUCCCAUUGUGACGUCACUACAUGUACUCCAGGUGACGGAGGGUUCAUCCUCUUGGACGACAGCGCAGACCCUGACGAGACCUGCACUGAGGCCGAGCCAGGUGACGGAGGGUUCAUACUCCUGGACGACAGCGCAGACCCUGACGAGACCUGCACUGAGGCCGAGGAUCUGCUGACGUCAUUACCUCCUUCCCCUUGCGACGUCACUACAUGUACUACAGGUGACGGAGGGUUCAUACUCCUGGACGACAGCACAGACCCUGACGAGACCUGCACUGAGGCCGAUGAUCUGCUGACGUCAUUACCUCCUUCCCCUUGCGACGUCACUACAUGUACUCCAGGUGACGGAGGGUUCAUCCUCUUGGACGACAGCGCAGACCCUGACGAGACCUGCACUGAGGCCGAGGUUCUGCUGACGUCAUUACCUCCUUCCCCUUGUGACGUCACUACAUGUACUCCAGGUGACGGAGGGUUCAUCCUCCUGGACGACAGCUCAGACCCUGACGAGACCUUCACUGAGGCCGAGGAUCUGCUGACGUCAUUACCUCCUUCCCCUUAUAACGUCACUACAUGUACUCCAGGUGACGGAGGGUUCAUCCUCUUGGACGACAGCACAGACCCUGACGAGACCUGCACUGAGGCCGAGGAUCUGCUGACGUCAUUACCUCCUUCCCCUUGUGACGUCACUACAUGUACUCCAGGUGACGGUGGGUUCAUACUCCUGGACGACAGCUCAGACCCUGACGAGACCUGCACUGAGGCCGAGGAUCUGCUGACGUCAUUACCUCCUUCCCCUUGUGACGUCAUUACAUGUACUCCAGGUGACGGAGGGUUCAUCCUCCUGGACGACAGCUCAGACCCUGACGAGACCUGCACUGAGGCCGAGGAUCUGCUGACGUCAUUACCUCCUUCCCCUUGUGACGUCAUUACAUGUACUCCAGGUGACGGAGGGUUCAUACUCCUGGACGACAGCACAGACCCUGACGAGACCUGCACUGAGGCCGAGGAUCUACUGACGUCAUUACCUCCUUCCCAUUGUGACGUCACUACAUGUACUCCAGGUGACGGAGGGUUCAUCCUCCUGGACGACAGCACAGACCCUGACGAGACCUGCACUGAGGCCGAGGAUCUGCUGACGUCAUUACCUCCUUCCCCUUGUGACGUCAUUACAUGUACUCCAGGUGACGGAGGGUUCAUCCUCCUGGACGACAGCACAGACCCUGACGAGACCUGCACUGAGGCCGAGGAUCUUCUGACGUCAUUACCUCCUUCCCCUUGUGACGUCACGUUUGUUGGUGAUAACGUCGUUAUCAAUGGAAAGUCCAACCUGAAGAAAAUGCCUAAGCCAGUCAAGUUGAGAAUCCAGUUCAAUGACGAGGCGACAACCAUGUUCGAGUACCCAUCUGAGGCGUCCCUGGUCGAGGAGGAGUUGAAAGCGAGUCGAGGGACGGAUGAGGGUGAUGCUGCUGAGGCUUCCUCGACAACUGCCUCGACUUCAACCUCAACCUCGACUUCUGGAGCACCAGGACUGUCUAUGUCUCUCGGAGGCAGUCUGGGGACGUACACACCUAAGCAAGUGUCAGCGAGUGAUUGGCAGUUUGGAGUGACUCCUGUAGCCCCUCCGCCCCCGGCAAACACCUCCGCCAACACUGAAGAAGACGAACACCUCAAGCCUGCCCCGCCCGAAGCUACAGUAGCUUGGAGUGAAGAUAUGGCUUCUGAUCUCUUAUUCUAGUGAAAAAGCAAACGUUAAAUUGUAUAUUUGUAAAAAUUUCCUAUAUAUUUAUUGAAGGCUCAAAGAGAUUUUGAUCAAUUUUAUAAUCUUGAAUGUUUCUUGUGAUUCGAUGUUUUGAAACGUUUACAUUGAUGUGUAGUUUGUGUAUUAGACUGGAUAUUUAUUUUUUUAAAUUUUUUCUCACGUUGAUAGUUUAUUUUUGCUUAGAGUUUUAUUUUCAAACUGUGAUCAUUCAUUAUUUACAGCAUGCUCAAGGUUUCAUGACAAAAGAUUUUUCUUGGGGUGAGAAUACGUACUUUUGGUUGAUUGUAAGUUUCCAAAAUUAAAUCAUUUUGAUGUGAAAAUCAUGAUAUUCAAUAUGAGAGAUUUUUACAAAAUGACAUUAAUGUCACAUGAAUCACAGUACGGUAAUACAAAUACAAUGUGAAGCCGUUAUAUUUAGUUUAACAAGAAAAAUGUCUUCUUUUAAUUUGCUCCCAAUCACUUUAUAACCUUAGUUCUAAGUUGAUUUGUAAAGUUUAAAACUUGACCAUUCCAUUAACUAAGCUUGAGCUUUCUAAGUGAAAAUAUAAUGUAUUACUAUUUUGUAUGUACUGUUUUGCUCAUAUUUUAUGGUAUCUGCCAUGAUUUAUAUGUAUUGAUAUAUUUGUAUGCAUGAUAGCAUGUUCAAUUAUUUGUGUAGGUGAUACAUUUAAUUUAUUCAGUAAAACAGCUUUAUUUGUAAGGAUGAUGUAGAAAUA